CCGGUACAGGCCGGUUGAGGGGUCAAUGUGCCACCUUAAUCUCUAGCUAUUGGUGAAAAAUAGAGUGAAUACCAGCUGAUUUUGAUUGACAUUUACCUUCGGAUAAGCUAGACUUUCUAUAAUCAUACCAGUGAGUGUAGCAACAAGGGAAAGAGGGACAAGCUAACAGAGCUAUGCGGGGUUUUACUCUACACAUUUUGACAGGUCGUUCUUGCGUGGAACCGGUUUGUCAAGUAAUCUGAGGCGUCGCUAGCACCAUAGUGAGGCUGGCUAUCGGUAUAAGUCAGCACUCGUUGUCGCCUUGAUUUUUUUCUACCAUGGGUGAUGCUCAGGUAUUCCCGCAUAAUCAACCAGAUGAGUACGUUAGCACUCUGAAACAACUUGAAGCUGCACACGCAGUCCGUAGAUCUGAUGACCACAUUCAAAAGCGGCUGGUGAGGUUCGAAGAUAGAAGGGACACGUCCGUGUUAACAAAUGAAGAAAUCAUCAACCAAGCCAAAGGGCGUCAUCUGCUGCAAUGGCGAGGGAUCCCCCAGCUGAAGUCCACUCGUGAUCUCUGUAUAACUCGACUCAUGCUCCAAGAGAUUAAGCCAUCGACAAUCAUCGAGAUCGGAACGUUCACGGGUGGAAACGCACUCUGGAUGGCGGACCUGAUGAUGAACCAUGGCACCAAAUCACACGUGUACACAAUGGACAUCGACUUGUCUUACGUGCACCCGAUCGUCAAAGAGAGGGACGAUAUUACGGUUAUUCAGGGAGACUGUCAUAAGAUUGAGAAGGCCUUCCCGGUGAAAAUGCUAGAGCGCCUUCCUCAUCCCUGGUACAUAGCGGAGGACGCCCAUUGUAACCUGCCCGCUGUCCUUGGGUACCUUACCAAGUUCACACAUCCGGGAGAUUACCUCGUGGUGGAAGACACGCACCCUGGAAUAUACGUCCAUGCAGGCUUUGGACUGCUGGAAGGACUGGAAUACAAACCCGUUGGUACAAGCAAAAGAGAUGAAUUUAAAGUGUUUAUGGAGAAGCAUGGCUCUAAAUACCGCGUGGACACUGGUUAUACUGAUAUAUUUGGCCACAACGAAAAUAAUGCAAAAACUUUAUCAAAAGGUGUCGGCCGCGAGUUGGAAGAACAAAAACGCGGGAAAAAUUAGACGCAGGGUUCCCAUAUAACGGGACAUGGAACUGCAACUCAAUACUAAGACGCGUAUAGGGUGUCCGGGCUGACCCCUGCAUAAACAAAGAGCAAGUAAAACAAAAGAAUCAGCUAAACAAUAAAAACAACAACUGUUUAAUAUUUCUGGGAAAACAAUAUGUCAAUAAGCUUGACGGCAACAUAAAAAUGAUCAGAGUUUGUAUUCAUAAUAAACAACAGCAACAACAAA
This is a messenger RNA of Nematostella vectensis (starlet sea anemone), 1379 nucleotides long. RefSeq names its product rhamnosyl O-methyltransferase. Lineage: Eukaryota; Metazoa; Cnidaria; Anthozoa; Actiniaria; Edwardsiidae. Gene Ontology annotation, molecular function: methyltransferase activity. The record is from RefSeq and is a predicted model, not a curated record. Gene Ontology annotation, biological process: lipid biosynthetic process. Bases 318 to 1148 code for a protein of 276 amino acids. The transcript is spliced from 5 exons.